AUGUAUCCAGUUUGCAUAAAUGGAGGUUUCAAAAUCAACGUUGGCUGCCAAGCUGAUUAUCAGUGUACUCCAUACAGCUCUAAUGCUGUUUGUGUUAACAACUGUUGCUGCACAGUCCCUCGAAUCAUUGGACCUGAUAUAGUCACUACAACGAGAAGAUUUUUCGAUGAUGCUUCUUCAUUUUGUACCUCUAUUUAUAUCGUUGUUGCUGUAGCUGCUUUGUUCUUACUUUAA
Messenger RNA from Caenorhabditis briggsae, 234 nucleotides. NCBI's taxonomy places the organism in Eukaryota, Metazoa, Nematoda, Chromadorea, Rhabditida, Rhabditidae. The coding region runs from base 1 to 234 and encodes 77 amino acids. The record is from RefSeq and is a predicted model, not a curated record. The transcript is spliced from 2 exons.